This is a messenger RNA of Naegleria gruberi, 1257 nucleotides long. RefSeq lists its product as uncharacterized. Bases 1 to 1257 code for a protein of 418 amino acids. The record is from RefSeq and is a predicted model, not a curated record. Gene Ontology annotation, molecular function: acid phosphatase activity; metal ion binding. NCBI's taxonomy places the organism in Eukaryota, Heterolobosea, Eutetramitea, Acrasida, Naegleriidae. The transcript is spliced from 3 exons.
AUGAGUUUAAUGAUUGUAGUAAUGUUACUCCGAUCGGAAGUUAAUGCCUUCUCCUAUAGAAAUGCUCCACAAGGAAUACAUAUUGCUCUAACAGGAGUAGAAAGCGAAAUGUCGGUUAUGUUCUUUACCCAACUCAAAUCAAAGAAUUAUCAAAUUAUUUAUUCAACUUCUAGUAAUUUGGAUAUAUUGGAUGUUAAAGUUAAACAAGAGGUUGAACAUUACAAGUAUAUUGUCUAUCAAGUACCUGGAAUGUAUGAAGAACUUACAGUUCAUGAAUUUAUUCUUAAAGGCCUUCCACCAGCAACAAAGAUUUAUUACAGGAUUGCAAUGAAAAAUGAUGAAACAACAACAAGUGAAACAUUCUCUUUCAUUACUCAAAAAUCAAGAAGUGAAUUAUUGAAGAGUGAUGAACCUUUCCAAUUUUUGGUUUAUGGUGAUAUGGAUAUUUUCAAUGAUGGACAAAAUACUAUUGAUUCAAUUAUGAGAAAUCACAUGAAGGAUACUCAAUUCAUUCUCCAUAUUGGUGAUAUUCCUUAUGUUUGGAAUCAUGAACAUGAAUACAAGUGGGAAAAGUGGUUUGAUAUGAUUGAACCAAUUACUUCUGCAAUGCCAUACAUUGUUUGUAACGGUAAUCAUGAAAACGCUUCUAACUUUACCUCUUACAAGACCAGAUUCACUAAUAGUACUGUUUCAGUAACAACCAAGUCAAAUACUCAAUCAAACUUGUAUUAUUCAUUUGAUUAUGGUUCAAUUCACUUUAUUACUAUUAGUAGUGAACAUGAUUAUGCUUUGCAAACAAGAUGGAUGGAGGAAGAUCUUGCAAAGGUCAAUAGAGAAGAAACUCCAUUCAUUAUUUUCUACUCACACAGACCAAUGUAUAGCAGUAAUGAAAACCAUGGAAGUUAUGACCCAAUCAGAAUUGCAGUUGAACCUCUUUUGAGAAAGUAUAAGGUUGACUUGGCAUUAUUUGGUCACGUUCAUGCUUAUGAGAGAACUUGUCCAAUCUCGGAACAAGGUGUUUGUGACAAGAAGAAGCACAGAAAUUACUUUAAGAAUGCUGAUGGUACCAUUCACAUCCAUGUUGGCACAGCAGGUUUUGAACUUAAUCAAAAAUGGGAUCCAAAACCUGAAUGGAGUACAUACAGAGAAACUAAUCAUGGUUAUCUCAGAAUUAAAGUUUUUGGCAAACGUGCUCUUUCUGUCGAAUUUUUGAGAAAUGGUGUUACAACAGCUGACAGUUUUUUGAUUGAGAAAUAA